This is a messenger RNA of Lactuca saligna, 1270 nucleotides long. The record is from the annotation of a GenBank genome assembly. Lineage: Eukaryota; Viridiplantae; Streptophyta; Magnoliopsida; Asterales; Asteraceae.
AGUCGACUUCCUUCGGUCGACGAGGAUGUCUGUCCAAACUACAUAAAUCUUGAACUCUUGACACUACGACACGUCUUUUCUUGACUAACCCAAAAACAAGCCGACUUCCUUAAAAUCUCACCUACAUAAACCCUAGAAACAACCACACCUCCACCCACAAAUUCAGGAGAAGAAACGAAAAAAAAAAAUGAGCGCAGGUUUCCUCAAGAAUGGCAACAAGGCACACAUCUACAUCAACACCAUCUGGAAAAGACACUCGAUUUCCGAUUCACUUGGAGCUCCGAUUACCAGAACCCCUUUCCAACAACCCAAAGCUUCAUACUCCCGAUUUCCUCAAAGAAAAGCGAAAGACAUCGAGUUUUCUGUUCCAUUUCCGACCACCAAUACACAGAGCGCAUCGCGUUUAUCGUCGAUUUCAAAGAGUGCGUUUAUUGGAUGGUAUUUGGGUAUGAUUAAAACCCGACCCAUUCUUACUAAAAGCAUCACCUCUGCUCUUAUUUAUACUGCUUCUGAUUUAUCCUCUCAGACAAUUACUCGAUCAUCUUCAGAGUCUUACGAUGGUAUAAGAACUUUUCGCAUGGCUGGAUAUGGAAUGAUCGUAUUAGGUCCAGCACUACAUUAUUGGUUCAAUUUCGUAUCGAGAAUCUUUCCAAAUCGUGACCUUAUGUCAACAUUCAAGAAAAUGUUCUUGGGUCAGGCGAUAUUUGGACCUGUUAUGACUGUCGUGUUCUUCUCUGUGAAUGCAGGCAUACAAGGUGAAAAUGGUAGAGAAAUUGUUGCUAGAUUGAAGCGAGACUUGAUUCCUACUAUGAUCAAUGGUGUUAUGUAUUGGCCUGUUUGUGAUUUUAUCACAUUCAGAUUCGUCCCUGUUCAUUUGCAGCCAUUAGUGAGCAACUCAUUUGCGUACAUAUGGACUUGUUACAUGACAUACAUGGCAAGCUUAGAGAAAGCAGGGAUCAAACUUUUCAACUGCCAUCCAAGUGAUACCUGCCGCCGAUGCUGCUACUUAGCUUUCUCCACCUCUUCUCUCUCCCUGACGAAGAAGGGACGAGGCAACAAGCCACCUAUCACCUCCUCCCGCCAUCACCGAAACCUACCUGCUACCUCCCUUUUGCCGCCGGUAAACCACCAUCACCACCUCCUGCUGCUUGCUGCUGCUGUAAGUCAUCUAGCCGAGAUUAAAGGAUCCGUCAGAAAACUCAUUUUUGCUGGAGAAGACGACCGGAGAGUCGCUAGAGAUAAGAAAUUGUUGGAAAUCUUCAAUAGCUAG